Messenger RNA from Empidonax traillii (willow flycatcher), 687 nucleotides. RefSeq names its product parathyroid hormone/parathyroid hormone-related peptide receptor-like. Gene Ontology annotation, cellular component: plasma membrane. The record is from RefSeq and is a predicted model, not a curated record. Gene Ontology annotation, biological process: cell surface receptor signaling pathway; intracellular calcium ion homeostasis; adenylate cyclase-activating G protein-coupled receptor signaling pathway. The transcript is spliced from 4 exons. NCBI's taxonomy places the organism in Eukaryota, Metazoa, Chordata, Aves, Passeriformes, Tyrannidae. Bases 129 to 647 code for a protein of 172 amino acids. Gene Ontology annotation, molecular function: peptide hormone binding; parathyroid hormone receptor activity; G protein-coupled peptide receptor activity.
UGCAGGUAAAUUUUAUUCUUUUUAUCAAUAUUAUCAGAGUCCUCGCCACCAAACUACGGGAGACAAACGCAGGGAGGUGCGACUCGAGACAACAGUACAGGAAGCUGCUGAAAUCUACCCUCGUCCUUAUGCCUCUGUUUGGAGUUCACUAUAUUGUUUUCAUGGCUAUGCCAUACACAGACGUGUCAGGGAUUCUUUGGCAAGUUCAAAUGCACUAUGAAAUGCUGUUCAACUCUUUCCAGGGAUUUUUUGUUGCCAUCAUAUACUGUUUUUGCAAUGGAGAGGUCCAAGCAGAAAUAAAGAAGUCAUGGAGCAGGUGGACUUUAGCCCUUGACUUCAAAAGGAAAGCACGGAGUGGGAGCACAACCUACAGCUAUGGACCAAUGGUGUCCCACACCAGCAUCACAAAUGUAGCCACCAGAGGAGCGCUCGCCCUCCACCUCAACACCAGACUCAUCCCAGGGACCCUCAACGGGCACCGCAACCUGCCGGGGUACGUGAAGAACGGCUCCAUCUCCGAGAAUUCCAUGCCUUCCUCGGGGCCAGAGCAGUACAACAAGGACGAGGAAUAUCUCAACGGCUCCGGGCUCUACGAUGGGGACAGACCCACGGUGCUGGUGGAGGAGGAGAGGGAGACAGUGAUGUAGAGGAAGGAGGGGAAAACCAACCAAAACAAGCAGAAGGAUG